AUGACGCUGCUCGCGGCACUGCACAAGGCCCACAAUUGCGACCCAUGGACCGACCGCGCACUGCACGCCUUCGUCCUGGACGACGUGCAGAUUGGAUUUGUGCAGCCGCGUGUUCUUGAUGCUAUCCGCCAAUUUCUGCGCGAGACGCUGUCGGACGUGCUCGUAAUUAAGGAGGAUGGUGCACACGAUGUUGUGACAUUGGCGCACGGCACGUCGCGUGCACAGCGUACAGCGGCUAUGAGCGCGCUUGUGGCUUGGAUGCGUGCACGGCGCAUUUUUCCUGAUCCGUUGGACGGCUGGCGAGACGAGCCAUACGCAGUAUACGCGCGCGCGCACGGGUCUGCAUCGCGUUCGCACGUUGCAUUUACACUCGAGCGCGCGGCUUGUGCGCUGUUUGGUUUUGCCACGUUUGGUGUACAUCUCACGGCGUAUACACCCGACGGGCGCAUAUGGGUAUCGAAACGAUCGCGUACCAAGCAAACGUGGCCGAGCUACUAUGAUAAUUCCGUUGCUGGAGGAAUUAUUGCGGGCGAUGCGCCCAUGGCGUCUAUGAUUCGCGAGUGCUACGAAGAGGCGGGACUGACAGAGGAGCAAGUUACGCCGUAUAUCAAGCAAACUGGCUGCAUAAGCUACUUUCACAAGACAGACGCGGGAUGGUACCAGCCCGAGAUGCAGUUUACCUACGACCUGGCGCUGCCAUCUACCGAGAUUGUCUUGGCACCUGUCGACGGCGAGGCGGAGUCGUUCGAGCUGCUCGACAAGGACGCCGUCCUGGAGCGCGUGGAGACGUUGGAAUUCAAGCCGAAUUGCGCGCUCGUGGUGGCAGACUUUUUCGCUCGCCACGGCAUGCUUACGUUUGAGAACGAAGAACACUAUACCGCAAUCUUAGAGUGCAUUCACACGCCCUUGCGCUUGCCUACACCGUGA
Molecule: messenger RNA, 927 nt
Organism: Malassezia vespertilionis
Lineage: Eukaryota; Fungi; Basidiomycota; Malasseziomycetes; Malasseziales; Malasseziaceae
Product: thiamine diphosphokinase
Exons: 4
Coding region: 1-927 (308 amino acids)
Molecular function (GO): 8-oxo-dGDP phosphatase activity
Source: RefSeq, a predicted model, not a curated record